This is a messenger RNA of Salvelinus fontinalis (brook trout), 12497 nucleotides long. Its product is annotated as fibrillin-2-like. The coding region runs from base 1083 to 9863 and encodes 2926 amino acids. The record is from RefSeq and is a predicted model, not a curated record. Gene Ontology annotation, molecular function: calcium ion binding. NCBI's taxonomy places the organism in Eukaryota, Metazoa, Chordata, Actinopteri, Salmoniformes, Salmonidae. The transcript is spliced from 65 exons.
CCGAGUCGCCAUACUGACAACCAUAUCACUAAUUUGUGUUAAAUAUAGCCAGAGAGGAUGUAAGAUAAAACAUUAAACAUGUCCAAACAAAUAGCGGAGUCAUUAAUUAACAUGUCUUCCGGAUUGCCACACAGGAAAUACCGAGAUAUAGCGGUACUUUAAUUUCAGAUGCCGGGGGGGACCAAACAACCUGCAUGAGAGAUGAGGAAAUUACAGAUGACACUACAGAAGAGCAUGUGAAGAGCUGCUCAUUAAAAAUACUGUGUAGCGCAAGACUAUCUAUUUGUCCAAUAACAUUAUGUUUAAAUGCAUAUAACUGAGAAUACUGUAUGUUUACGUUGUAAUUAAUUAACUUCCUUUAAACCAAUUACAUUUACAACUCAUUAUUUAUAAAAAAGUGGGCUAAAUUGUAAUGUCAAACCGUUAUUAUUCAUGCUGCAAAUAAAACACAUGAUCAAUCUCCUUGGAUAGUGACUUUAAUUAGAGAUUGUCUUUAGUAGCCAACGAAUAGCAGGCCAUUACAACCCAGAAACAAAUCAGUGAAAAUGUUUUCUCUCUCUUUUUUUAGAUAUUGUUUUCAUAUUAAAACACUAAUUUCUGCAUAUCAAUAACUUUAUUUGUAAUGGUGUCUUCUCUUCACAUGUUCUGUCAACUUGUGUAUGUUGAAUGCAACAGCUUGUAGCUGUCAACUGAAGAAAAGCAUGUCAACAGUCGUUCGGCACGUGAAGUGUGUUCUCAAGAGACCGCUGAAAUCAGUCACAAGAGGGUCUGUCUCUUGGGCUAUAGAGACAGUGGUGUAUGUCAAUACACCUCAGUUGAAAUCUGUGUCUGCUUCUCAGUCAGACCUCUGUGUCGUUCCCGCUGUGACAUUACAGGACCGUCUUUGAAACUCGAGAGGCAACACGACAUUUUUCGUUCUAAACUUUUUAUUUUUUCUGUUACGCUUUAUUUUAACUUCAUGUAUUUGGUAGGUAUAGGUGAUAGUGGAAAAUGCGCUCCGUGUAGCCAUUCUUGAGAUUCAUUCCAUCGGAUUAAAUAACAACACAUUUACAUUGGAAAAUUAGACAAAAAGUUUGUUUAGGAUGUGGACCAAGAGGAUUCUUUCGUGCUUGGUUGGACUGGUGGCGUUGACGGGUUUUCUAGUGGUAAAAGUAACAGGACAAGACCCUCCAACGCUCGGGGGGAAAACGCUUCUCAAGGUGGAUGGAGAUCAGACGGCUGCCUCAAAUCGAGUCAGGAGAAGAGGAAAGCAGGAAUCCUUACGAGGGCCCAAUGUGUGUGGAUCACGUUUCCACUCCUACUGUUGUCCAGGCUGGAAAACCUUGCCCGGGGGCAACCAGUGUAUCGUGCCCAUAUGCCGGAACAGCUGUGGAGAUGGAUUUUGCUCACGGCCCAACAUGUGCACAUGUCCCAGUGGCCAAAUUGCACCAACCUGUGGGACAAAGUCCACCCAGCAGUGUAACAUCAGGUGUAUGAACGGUGGUCUCUGUGCUGAGGACCACUGUCAGUGUCAGAAGGGCUUCUCAGGCUCCUACUGUGGACAACCCGUCUGUGAAAGUAAGUGCCAAAACGGCGGGCGCUGCAUUGGACCCAACCGGUGCGCUUGUGUCUACGGGUUCACUGGGCCCCAGUGUGAGAGAGACUACAGGACAGGCCCUUGCUUCACCAAGGUCAGCAACCAGAUGUGCCAGGGCCAGGUGAGUGGCAUCGUGUGCACCAAGACCCUGUGCUGUGCCACGGUGGGGCGUGCCUGGGGACACCCCUGCGAGAUGUGCCCGGCCCAGCCCCAGCCGUGCCGCCGAGGCUUCAUCCCCAACAUACGCACCGGAGCCUGCCAGGAUGUUGACGAGUGCCAGGCCAUCCCGGGACUCUGCCAGGGAGGUAAUUGCAUCAACACUGUGGGUUCGUACGAGUGCAAGUGUCCAGCUGGCCACAGGCAGAAAGAGGGCUCCCAGAAGUGCGAGGAUGUGGAUGAGUGUGUCACCAUUUCCCGCAUUUGUGACGGAGGACAGUGUUUCAACUCGGUGGGCGGUUACUCCUGUGUUUGUCUCUCUGGCUACAUCCCAUCUCCUGACAAAACUCGCUGCAUUGACCAGCAGGCAGGCUCGUGUUUCGGGGGUCUGCUGAACGGGCGCUGUGCCCAGGAGCUGCCCGGCCUCUUCAGUAAGGCCACAUGCUGCUGUGACAGCGGACGCUGCUGGGCACGAGGGUCACUGCCUGAAAUAUGCCCAGUCCGAGGAUCAGAGGAGUACCGCCGGCUGUGUGUCCAAGGAGUCCUACCCUACCCAGAUGGAGACUUUGGAGGGAGACCCAACCCCAUGAAUCCUCUAAAUCCUUUGAUCCCUCAAAGGCCCAAUGGUGGCAACGACCCGUCCAGCCCCAAUGGUGGGUAUGAUCCAUCCAGACCCAAUGGUGGGUAUGACCCAUCCAGACCCAAUGGUGGGUAUGACCCAUCCAGACCCAAUGGUGGGUAUGAUCCAUCUAGACCCAAUGGUGGGUAUGAUCCAUCUAGACCCAGCAGUGGCUACGAUCCAACACUGAAUGGCCAAGGGGUUCCUAAUGGAAAUGGACAAAGGCCAGACUUAGGCACAGCGACUCUGAACCAGACGAUAAACGUCUGUAAGCAGCUGCCCAACCUGUGUCUGCACAGUCGCUGCAUCCUCGUGGGCUCUAGCUACCGCUGCGAGUGCAACAAUGGAUACACUCUGGACACUCGCCAAGAAUGUGCAGAUGUAGAUGAGUGUUCCUCCGACCCGUGCCCCAAUGGGAACUGUGUGAACACGGCCGGUUCCUUCUACUGCAAGUGCCACACAGGGUUCCAAAGAAUCCCAGGGAAACAGGUCUGCAUCGACAUUGACGAGUGUCUGCACAACGGGGUUCUGUGUAAGAACGGCCGCUGUCUCAACAUGGAUGGAAGCUUCCAGUGCAUCUGUAACGCAGGCUUCCAGCUAACCCCAGACGGCAGGAACUGUGUCGACCAUGACGAGUGCGCCGGCACCAACAUGUGUCUGAACGGCAUGUGUAUCAACGAGGACGGUAGCUUCAAGUGUCUGUGCAAACCCGGCUUCACCCUGACUUCCAGUGGGCGCUACUGCACAGAUAUUGAUGAGUGUCAGACUCCGGGCAUGUGUAUGAACGGCCGCUGUGUCAACACUGAGGGCUCCUUCAAGUGUGAGUGCCUGGCAGGGCUGGCUGUGGGGGCGGAUGGACGCUUCUGUGUAGACACACACAUGCGCAGCACCUGCUACGGCGCCAUAAAGAAGGGUGUGUGCGUGCGUCCCUUGCAGGGAGCCGUCACCAAGUCGGAGUGCUGCUGUGCCAACACCGACUACGGCUUCGGAGAGCCCUGUGUGUCUUGCCCAGCCAAGAACUCAGCUGAGUUCCAGGCUCUGUGUGGAAGUGGAAUAGGCUUCUCUGUGGAUGGAACAGACAUCAAUGAGUGUGCACUGAACCCAGAGAUCUGUCCCAAUGGAGUGUGUGAGAACCUAAGAGGCAGUUUCCGCUGCUUCUGUAACACUGGCUACGAGUCUGACAACACGGGCAAGACCUGUGUGGACAUUGACGAGUGCAUGGUGAACCGGCUCCUCUGCGACAACGGACUGUGUCGGAACAUUCCAGGAAGCUACAGCUGCACCUGCCCCAAGGGCUACCUCUUCAGGCCAGACUCUGAGACAUGCGAAGAUGUGAAUGAGUGUGAAAACAGCCCCUGUUCUAAUGGACAGUGUAGGAACACAGCCGGCUCCUUUGCCUGCGAGUGCUCCCCUGGGAGCAAGCUGGACACCACAGGACUCAUCUGCAUUGACAGCCUGAAAGGGACCUGUUGGCUGAAUAUCCAAGAUGGCCGCUGCGAGGUCAACAUCAACGGCGGCACCCUCAAGUCAGAGUGCUGUGCCACCCUGGGCGCUGCCUGGGGAAGUCCCUGUGAGCAGUGUGAGAUAGAUCCCAUCUGUUCAAGGGGCUACGCCAGGCCACGAGGAGUCACAUGUGAAGAUGUGAACGAGUGCGUGGUCUUCCCAGGUGUGUGUCCCAAUGGGUACUGUGUAAACACCAAGGGCUCCUUCAAGUGCCAGUGUCCUGACGUUCUCACACUGGACUCCAGUGGCCGAGUGUGUGUGGACGUGCGGUCUGAGCACUGUUACCUGACGUGGGAAGAGGACUCGUGUGCCAAGCCCGUGCCCGGCCGUUUCCGCAUGGACGCCUGUUGCUGCACGAUGGGCGCCGCCUGGGGGAAGGAGUGCGAGGCGUGCCCCCUGCCUGGCACUUCCGAGUAUGAUGCCCUCUGCCCCCGAGGCCCAGGCUUCGCCAACCGAGGAGACGUCCUCACCGGAAGGCCCUUCUAUAAAGACAUCAAUGAGUGUAAGGUGUUCCCCAGCAUGUGUGUCCAUGGCAAGUGUCGCAACACCAUAGGCAGUUUCAGGUGCCACUGCGCCGGAGGAUUUUCCCUCGACACGGAAGAGCGCAACUGUACAGACAUAGAUGAGUGUCGUAUCUCUCCGGACCUGUGUGGCCAAGGGGUCUGUGUCAACACUCCGGGUAGUUUUGAGUGUGAGUGCUCCGAGGGCUAUGAGAGUGGCUUCAUGAUGAUGAAGAACUGCAUGGACAUAGACGAGUGUGAGCGGGACCCGUCCCUGUGUCGUGGGGGGUCUUGUGAGAACACAGAGGGCAGCUACGAGUGUGUUUGCCCCCGGGGACACCAGCUCACUGCGGACGGGGCAGUGUGCGAGGAUUACAACGAGUGCGAGCAGAGCGUCAGCUUGUGUCGGAACGGCCAGUGUGUGAAUGUGGCCGGUACCUACCACUGCUCAUGUGACUCUGGUUACCAAGCAACUCCUGACAGACAGAGCUGCGUAGAUAUUGAUGAGUGUACCAUUGAGAAUGGCGGCUGUGACCUGCACUGCACCAACUCAGAGGGGAGUUAUACGUGUAGCUGCAACAAUGGCUAUGCACUGAUGACAGACGAGAGAAGCUGCUCUGAUGUGGAUGAGUGUGAACAGGAGCCUGACAUAUGUGAUGGAGGACAGUGCACUAACAUCCCAGGGGAGUACCACUGUCUGUGCUACGACGGCUUUAUGGCUGCCCUGAACAUGAGGCUCUGCAUAGAUGUGAAUGAGUGUGACCUGAACUCCAACAUCUGUAUGCACGGCGAGUGUGAGAACACCAAGGGUUCGUUCAUCUGCCACUGUCAGCCUGGCUACUCAGUCAAGAAGGGAACUUCUGGAUGUACAGACAUGGAUGAGUGUGAGAUCGGGGCUCACAACUGUGACGUCAACGCCAACUGUGUCAACACCCCCGGGGACUUCCGCUGUUCCUGCCGUGUCGGCUGGGUGGGCGACGGAGUCAACUGCAUAGAUAUGGAUGAGUGCACCAAUGGGACGAGCCACUGCAGUGCCAACGCCAAGUGUCUGAACACACCCGGCUCCUACCGCUGCGCCUGCGCUGAGGGCUUCACUGGAGACGGCUUCACCUGUUCAGACGAGGAUGAGUGUGCAGAGAACGUGAAUCUGUGUGAGAACGGCCAGUGUCUCAACACCCCUGGGGGUUACCGCUGUGAGUGUGAGAUGGGAUUCACCCCUGCCCCGGACAGCCGCACCUGCCAAGAUAUUGACGAGUGCACCUUCCAGAAUAUCUGUGUGUUUGGCACGUGUAAGAACAUCCCCGGCAUGUUCCGCUGUAUCUGUAACGACGGCUAUGAGCUGGACCGCUCCGGAGGCAACUGUACAGACGUGGACGAGUGCCUGGACCCCAUCAACUGUGUGAACGGGCUGUGUGUGAACAUCGACGGCUCCUACGAGUGUAACUGUCCUCCAGACUUUGAACUCAACCCUACUGGGGUGGGAUGUGUAGACACACGUGUGGGGAACUGUUUCCUGGAGCAUGGACCCAGGGGUGACAGGCGGUCCUGCAGUGUGGAGGUGGGGGUGGGAGUCAGUCGCUCCUCCUGCUGCUGCUCCCUGGGGCGUGCCUGGGGAAACCCCUGUGAACUCUGCUCUGCUUCCAACACCUCGGACUAUAAUACACUCUGCCCAGGAGGAGAGGGUUUCAGGCCCAACCCAGUCACCAUCAUACUAGAAGACAUAGAUGAGUGUCUGGAGCUGCCGGGCCUGUGUCAGGGAGGAAACUGUGUCAACACGUUUGGCAGCUUCUCGUGUGACUGUCCUCCUGGCUACUACCUCAACAUAGACAGUCGCAUCUGUGAAGACAUUGACGAGUGUGUGGUGAAUCCUGUAAUCUGUGGCCCUGGCAUCUGCUACAACACACUGGGGAACUAUACCUGUGUGUGUCCACAGGAUUACAUGCAGAUCAACGGAGGCAACAACUGCAUGGACAUGAGAAAGAGCCUGUGCUACAGGAACUUCAACGGCACAACGUGUGAGAACGAGCUGGCCUUCAACCUCACCCACAAGAUCUGCUGCUGUGCCUACAACGUGGGCAAGGCCUGGAACAAGCCCUGCGAAGCCUGCCCAACCCCCGGCACCGGUGACUAUAAGACCCUUUGUGGAAACAUCAUCCCUGGCUUCAAACUGGAUAUUGAAACUGGGAAAGCAGUGGAUAUUAAUGAGUGCAGAGAAAUUCCAGGUAUCUGUGCUAGCGGGGUCUGUAUCAACCAGAUAGGGAGCUUCCGCUGCGAGUGUCCCACCGGCUUCAGCUACAACGACCUGCUGAUCAUCUGUGAAGACAUCGAUGAAUGUAGCAGUGGGGAGAACCUGUGCCAGAGGAACGCUGACUGUAUCAACAGCCCUGGGAGCUACCGUUGCGAAUGCUCUGAGGGCUUCAAUCUCUCCCCCAUAGGAGCCUGCAUCGACCGCAACGAGUGUCUGGAGAUCACCAACGUGUGUAGCCAUGGCGAGUGUGUGGACAUCCAGGGGGGCUACGAGUGCAGGUGCCACCACGGCUUCAAGGCUACGCCCAACCGCAAGAUGUGCAUGGAUGUCGAUGAGUGCGAGCGGUUGCCUUGUCGCAACGGAACCUGCAAGAACACAGUGGGCUCCUUCAACUGUCUGUGUCAUACCGGGUUUGAGUUCUCACACCACAACGACUGCGUGGAUAUUGACGAGUGUCAGACAUCCUUUGGCGCGCUGUGCAGGAAAGGCCAGUGUAUCAACAGUGUGGGCUCCUUCCAAUGUCUGUGUGAGGAGGGCUACAAGCUAACCCCUGAUGCCAAGAAUUGUAUGGAUGUGAAUGAGUGUAUGAUCUUCCCCGGGACAUGCACUCCUGGAACCUGCCAGAACCUGGACGGCACCUUCCGUUGUCUCUGUCCGCCGGGCCACAUAGUCCAGAACAAGCAGUGUAUAGACGUCAACGAGUGUGACGAAGACCCUAACAUCUGCCUGUUUGGCUCCUGUUUCAACAACCCGGGCAGUUUCCAGUGUGUGUGCAGGCCUGGCUUCAUACUGUCUGAGAACAGUCGCAGGUGUUACGACACCAGAGAGAGUUACUGCUUCACCCGCUUUGUGAACGGCAAGUGUUCGGUGCCUCAGGCCUUCAACACCAGCAAGGCCAAGUGUUGCUGCAGCACUAUGCCCAAGGAGGGCUGGGGAGACCCCUGUGAACUUUGUCCCAAGAAGCAGGAUGUGGCGUUCCAGAACCUGUGUCCCUUCGGCCAUGGCAUAAUCCCUGGGACUGGAGACACACGCAUAGACUUGAAUGAGUGUGUGGAGAACCCAGGCAUCUGUAACAACGGACACUGUAUCAACACAGACGGCUCAUUCCGCUGCGAGUGUCCAGUAGGCUACACCCUCAACUACACUGGGGUACACUGCAUCGAUGUUGACGAGUGUUUGGUGGGGAACCUAUGUGGGAACGGGACGUGCUCUAACGUGAUUGGAGGGUUCGAGUGUAACUGUGAGGAGGGCUUUGAGCCAGGCCCCAUGAUGACCUGUGAAGACAUCAACGAGUGUGCAAUCAGCCCCCUGCUGUGUGCAUUCCGCUGCAUCAACACCUUCGGAGGAUACGAGUGCAUGUGUCCCGAUGGCUACACUCUGAGAGAGAACCAGAGGAUGUGCCAGGAUCUGGAUGAGUGUUCCGAGGGGCUCCACGACUGUGAGUCCAGAGGCAUGACCUGCAAGAACCUCAUCGGCACCUUCAUGUGUGUGUGCCCGCUGGGGAUGGUGCGGCGCCUGGACAACGAAGUGUGCGAGGAUGAGAAUGAGUGUCGUAGCAAGCCGGGGAUCUGUGAGAACGGUCGUUGUAUCAACACUAUAGGCAGCUACAUGUGUGAGUGUGGAGGCGGCUAUGAGUCUGACUCUACACGGACACAGUGUCUCGACUACAGGGAGGGCUUCUGCUUUACAGAGAUGCUCAUGACUAUGUGCCAGAUGUCUUCCAGCAGCCGGACCCCCACCACCAAGUCCCAGUGCUGCUGUGACGGAGGCCGCGGCUGGGGUAACCAGUGUGAGCUCUGUCCCCUGGCUGGCACGGCAGGCUACAGGAAGCUCUGUCCCCACGGCCCGGGGUACGCCACCGACGGCAUGGAUAUAGACGAGUGUAAAGUAAUCCCUGACACGUGUAAGAAUGGACGCUGCAUCAACACCAUGGGAUCCUACCGUUGCCACUGCAAAAUGGGCUACACCGCCACCAUCACUGGAACGGCCUGCGUGGAUCUGGAUGAGUGUGGCAUGUCCCCCAAGCCGUGUAAUUUCAUCUGUAAGAACACAGAGGGAAGUUACACUUGCUCCUGUCCCCGUGGUUACGUGCUCCAAGAGGACGGCAGGACCUGCAAAGAUUUGGACGAGUGCCAGACCAAGAGGCACAACUGUCAGUUCAUGUGUGUCAACACCGUGGGUGGAUUCACCUGCAAGUGUCCCCCUGGCUUCACCCAGCACCACACUGCAUGCAUAGAUAAUAAUGAGUGUGUCGGGGAACCCUCCCUGUGUGGCACCAAGGGCAUCUGUCAGAACUCCCCUGGCAGCUUCAACUGUGAGUGCCAGCGGGGCUAUGAACUGGACGACACCGGACUGCACUGUGAUGACGUGAACGAGUGUGACAGUAACGACAGGUGCCAACAUGGCUGCCAGAACAUGCUGGGCGGCUACCGUUGUAACUGCCCUCAGGGCUACACACAGCACUACCAGUGGAACCAGUGUGUGGAUGAGAACGAGUGCUCCAACCCGGGCAGCUGUGGAUCGGCCUCCUGUUACAACACGCUAGGCAGCUUCAAGUGUGCCUGCCCCUCAGGCUACAGCUUCGACUCAUUCAGCAGCAGCUGUCAGGAUGUCAACGAGUGCUCCAACAAGAACCCCUGUAACUACGGCUGCUCGAACACAGAGGGAGGCUACCUGUGUGGUUGCCCGCUGGGCUAUUUCCGCAUGGGCCAAGGUCACUGUGUGUCAGGCUUGGGCUUUGGGAAGGGCCAGUAUGAGGGGCCAGAGAUAGAAGACAACACUCUCUCCCCAGAGACCUGCUACGAGUGUAAGAUCAACGACUACCCCAAGAAGCACGGCCGCAACAGGCGCGACGCCAACGGAACGCAACCCAUAGAGCACAACCAGGUGAGCCUAGCCAGUCUGGACAUGGAAGUUCCUGUCACCCUGCUGCUCAACGUGUCCCAGCUCAACCCCAAGGAGCACAUCCUGGAGCUGGUGCCCGCCAUCAAGCCCUUGGUGGGCCACGUGCACUACGUCAUCGCCAGCGGCAACCAGCAAGGCCUGUUCCGCAUCCAGCAGCGUGACGGCCUCUGCUACCUGCACAGCACCAAGAGGAAGGGAGCACUGGCGGCAGCGCGGGAGUACACGCUGGAGAUCGCCAGCUUACCGCUCUACGGCAAAGCCCAGUUCAAAGAGCUGGAGGACCACCGGGACCAAGACUACCUCACGGGGGAACUGGGGGAGAACCUGCACAUGAGGCUGCACAUCCGACUGCAAUAGCUGGAGUGGGAUUGGGGGAAACACAGGGAAACACCCCUUGUUUUCCCUUCAAACUGGUGUUUUUCAGUUCACCACCAUUUUAAAGCCAAAUGAUAUGUGGAAGGAAUGUUGGAUUUUUUUCUUGUUUGCAUUUUUUCUUGUUUGCGUUUUUGACCUCAAAGUACUGUCCAGAAUCUCUCUAGGGCAGCCCAAUUCUAAAAAAUAAAAAAAACUUUCACUAAUUUGUCUUUCAGUGGAAGAAAUAUCAGAAUUGGGCUGCCUGUGUAAACACAGCCUAGGAAAAGAGAGUGACUCGAAGCAUGAACAUGAGACUUUACAUCUUUCACAGGUUCUCCCUCGCUGUGAGUGACCUCAUGCCAGGACCAUGUACACGAGUGGAAGACGAAGAGCAAGACAUGAUGUUCAAAUGACCUGGAUAGUUUAGUUGGUCAGUUCACAGUAAGGAAAUAGCAUGUGAUGUUCUGGCGAUAGGCUCUGAAAGUACACAUGACUAGUACAUCUGCAGCAUGGUGGGUUGCUAGAAUACGGUUGACAAUUUUAUGGAAGUCAGCUUGGUUAUUUUAGUGACUAGACACACUCUUGGUGAAUUCAUAGUUGACUGUUGCAGAGCUGCCACAGUCCCACAUUCAUUAUGUAGUGGUCCGACAGACUAUUGCAGCUCUGCGCCUGUGAACGUAUCAAUUGAGCAUUACAGGGCAUAGCAUCCUCCUGUAAGAUUUUGUAUUCUAGGCCUAUUGGUCGUGGUAGAACAUUGUCAAUAUGGGAUUGGUGCCUCGAAAAGGGAAACUGAGGUUUUAGGACACAACAUGGAAUCACAUCAUUAUAAAGAAUAAUAGUAAUCAAAAAAAUGUGUAUUCUUACAUAUGUACAUAUUAACAAUCAGUAAUUCAAUUAUUGUGAACUGAUUUUUUGUAUUUAUUUUAGUAUUUAAUACAAAGUUGUACACUAUUGGUCAAAUUCACAUCUAAUAAAAUGACACACAAAAAAAGUGGCAUUUACGUUUUUACACACCCUCAAUUUGUAUUAUCUACGUGUAUUACAGAAACACCCAUCAGUUGUUAGAAACACAUAUGUUUGGUCUAAUAUACAGGAGUAUGUAUGUUCAUAUUGCACAAUUACCUCAACUAUUAGUCUCUACAGAUAAGGCUAUGUGACCAAUGAAAGCAUGUAUCAAUCCAAUUUCUUAAGUCAGCUGUUAAGGAUAUGGGUUUAAUAGAAUAUUGUUUAUGUUGAAUGAAAAUGAUCAUGGAAGUCAUUGAGAAAGAGGUGGGUCUAUCUCACAGAGGGAUGCUUCACUCAUUGAAACGUUUGACCAAAGAGAAGUGUCUUACAGUAAGAAAUAUGAAGCUGUCUGGAGGUGUAAUCAAGGACAGUAGAUGUGGUGAGCACCUUAUUGUUGUUUUGCUUUGAGAAUGUCUUCCAUUCAAAAGAUUUUAUUUUAAUUCCCCCCCUGUGGCAUCAGUUCUCAAACUGUAAGUCCCUUUUGGUUGGAGGAUUUUUAUACUCGCUAAGAAGCAAUAGCAAGUAGCCCACAGAAACCAGGACAUUUUUUUUUGUCAUUUUUGUUUACAUGUUUAAAUAUAUCUACACAGAGUAAACUAACAGGGGUACAGUCAAUAAUGUAUAUAAACACUAGAUCACCCACAGGGGGUGUUGUUUUGAAGCUACUGCGCCACCAUCUUUGUUCUCCACCAUUGUUUUAAAGGUUUUGGAAAAUAUAGAAACGCAUUUAUCAAUGUCUAUAUUGCAGACACCUUAUCACAUACUUUUUACAUUAUAUUAUGUGAACUGAACUAACCCGUAAAGUAUAUAUAUUUUUUAAAAGUAUUGCUACUGUCCCUACUACAACAAAGAAAUACUUAGAUGCAUGUAAUUUUGUCCUUUAGAAUUCCAUUCAUUCAUACGGAGGACUGCGCCUUCUGAGCGGUACACUUUUAGAAGAAGAAAAACGUUUUUUUUAUUUUUUUUUUAAAGAGGGUUAUUUCGGCUGUCCCCAUAGGAGGCAAAAAAGGGUUCUUCAAAUGGUUAUCCUAUGGGGACAGCCGAAGAACUCUUUUAGGUUCAGAACCUUUUUUUCUGAGUACCACUAUGGUGGCAAUGGCUUCAGAGCCUCUCAUUGGCCAAUACAUAGUAUUUAUAUACAUCAUUGGGUACAAUGAAUCAUGUAAGUACACAAACAUGCAAUAGCCUUUUGUUCCACAGUUUUUUUGUGGCGAUGUCCUACUAACAAUGUGUAAUACAGUUACGUAAUAAUGUUACAUCAACAGUAAGUAUGAGUAUUGCUACUAGUAUUAUAAAUGCUCCCUACUUAGGAUGUUUUUAAUGAAACCAUUAGACCAUAUAGAUGUACUGUAGCAAUGUUGAACUGGUGCUCAAUGAUGACAGUACUGUAUACACAGACAUUUUCAGAGAUUUUAAACUUACUGCAUCGAUGCAAAGACUGAACAUUCAUGUCAAAACAAAUCUAUAACAUUGUGUUUUGUUGUUGUAUUUUUGUACUCUUGAACUGAACGUAUUUUUAACAUGUUACCGUGCAGUUGCUCACAAAUAGAUAUGUGUGAAUCUUUGUACUGAUGUCCAGUUUUAUUCAUCGUAAAUCUUUUUACAGUAAAUGUGUUGUUUUUUGAGGUGUGA